Molecule: messenger RNA, 1134 nt
Organism: Varanus komodoensis (Komodo dragon)
Lineage: Eukaryota; Metazoa; Chordata; Lepidosauria; Squamata; Varanidae
Gene: NUDT5
Product: nudix hydrolase 5
Exons: 10
Coding region: 219-905 (228 amino acids)
Biological process (GO): ribose phosphate metabolic process; nucleoside phosphate metabolic process
Cellular component (GO): nucleus
Molecular function (GO): ADP-ribose diphosphatase activity
Source: RefSeq, a predicted model, not a curated record
GAGUGACGUUACCAUCGCCUUGGGACUUAAUUAAGGGAGUUGAGCGGCCUUCCUAUCGCCUUAGGGCAGGUAAGGCACGAACCCAAACGCCGCGACGCUUCGCCGACGUGCCGUUCCGAACUCGCCCCACCUCCAGCCAAUCAGCGCGUCGGGACUGAACACCGCUCUACCUCCCGCCCCCGCGCCUGAAAGCGAGAAAGGUGGACUUUGUGCUAGACAUGACAGAACCAACAUCCCUGAAAAUGGAAAAAGAAGCAUCUACUGAAGCUCCGAAAUCCAGCCAGGAAUCUAUCAUUAAAGAAGAGACCAUUACAGAAAGAAAAUGGGUGAGGCUUCAACAAACCACUUACCUUGACCCUACAGGUAAAGCAAGAGUAUGGGAAUCUGUAAAGCGUACAACCAGAAAAGAGGGGGUUUCUGCUGAUGGUGUUGCUGUUAUCCCUGUGUUACAGAGAACUCUGCACUAUGACUGUGUUGUCCUAGUGAAACAAUUUAGGCCCCCCAUGGGAGUCUACUGCCUGGAAUUUCCUGCUGGUCUUAUCGACAGCAACGAAACACCGGAAAGUGCCGCGUUACGCGAGUUGGAGGAAGAAACAGGAUACAAAGGGGACAUCCUUGAAUGUUCUCCAGCUUUGUGCUUGGACCCUGGGUUGACAAACUGUGCAUCACACAUUGCAACAGUUACCAUUAAUGGAGACCUUCCUGCCAAUCUGAAGCCCAAACAAAAGCCUGAGGAAGGAGAAUUUGUAGAAGUUGUUACAUUACCAAAGAAUGACUUAAUGCAGAGAAUUGAAGAGUUGGUGGCAGAAGAACAUCUUAUCGUGGAUGCAAAGCUGUAUGCUUACGCCCUGGCAUUGAGGCACGCAACAGAUACACCGUUCCAAGUGCCAUUCAUGAAAUUCUAACACUGCAUAGCACUGAAUUCUUCAGAAGGAUCUUGUUUUGAGUAAAGAAAAAGUCAGCAAUGUAACUGUCAGAUUGACCAUUAAUAGUAAACCUUUUUAAAGACAACUGUUGAUAGAAUCAUGCCUUGAAUAAUGCAACUGACCUGUUUUUAAAACAAAAUAUGAUUCCUCUUAAUUGUAUCUGAGUAACUGGAAUCUCUGGAAAAAAAUAAAUGUCCUACUACUAUCA